AUGGGCUCACGGGCUUCUGAACUGCCCGAAGCCAAGAGAGCACUUGAGGCUGCAGCCUGAGGGAGCAAAUUGAACUCAGUGAAAUCCGCAAGACUGCCGAUGGGGCUACUGACACCAUGCAGAAGCAUAGAGUCUUUUUCUUAUCUCGUGUGUGAGGGAGGAAAAAAGGUUUUUUUGGGAACUGAUAAUAGCAUCAUAACUGAAUAUAAAGAAAGAAAAAAGAAAGACCAGUACAGAGGGAAGAAGGCCCACAGGUUUAAAAAAGUCACUUGAGUGGUGUUUCCUGACCAAUGGAGAACUAUUUCCAAGCAGAGGCAUACAACCUGGAUAAGGUUUUAGAUGAAUUUGAACAGAAUGAAGAUGAGACAGUUUCUCCAGCAUUAUUGGAUAAGAAGUGGAAUCAACUUCUAGACCCUCAUCUGCUGUCAUUUAGCCCAGCUCUGACCAGUGUGAAUGAAACAACACUUCCAAGUGAGUCACUGCGGACACAGAAAACCUUCUCUCGAUCUCAUCCAGCUCUCCUUCCAUCUGUAGAAGGAGGGGACCACCGUCCUAAUGGGAGAGAGAGUGCUGUAACCCCGGAGACCUCCACCAUGUGCAUUGACGAUCAGGCAACUGCAGAAGAGCAGCUAAUUCAGAGCAACAGUACCUGGGAUGAUCCGUGUAGUUCUGGGGAGGUAGGAGAGGAGAAGCUCCGCAAUAGAGACAAUCUGUCUGAAGAGAAAAACAUUCUUGUUGUAGCCGUCAUGCAUAAUUGUGACAAAAGGACACUACCAAAUGCUGACUUACUGGAUUGUAACAACUACAAUAGCCAUUCUCUAAUGGAUACUAUUAGCUUUACACUGGAUACUGAAAAUGGACAAAAUGAUCCCUUUAGUGUUACUGUAAAUGGGGCUGAGGAAAAAGACACAAACACAGAGAAACCCGGGCUACAGCCGAACCAGCGACAUACCAAGGAUGAUCCUGUUGGCCAUCUAUGUAAUAUUUCACCAGAGAAGCAGUCUAAUCCCUGUUCCCCCUCUCAUUUAAAAGAUGAUAUUAAUUCAAGCAGAGACCCUCCCAUUUUGGGAACUGCAAAUGGAGGGACUGGGGCAAUGACCUCAUCACAGAGAACAAGUCCUGUUGCUGAUGAACAGGAGAGUUGUUUGCCAACUGAGGCUUCUGCUGGGAAAACCAGCUCUCCCAGGACAGAUUCAGAGACUACAAAUUGCUUUACUCACUUGAGCGAGAGGCUUUCGAUGGACGAGGAGUCUCCAGAUGAGAGAACAGCUGGGGAACCCUUCCAGUGUGGGCUCCCUCUGUUCUCUGACCCUGACCAACUGAAUGUGUCUGAAAGCAAUGAUUGCUGUGAGCAGGUUUCAUGUGGGCUUGCCCCAAAUGACGCCAAAGGAGAAGAAAGUGAAGGUUGUGAACUUGGACAGACUCUGGAUGCAACAGAAUCACUUGGUACAGUGGGAUGCUUUUCAGCCUCCGAGGAGGCAACUCAUUGGGAAUUGACUCAGCUGAAUGAAAAAAGUAACAGCCCGACAAGUGGACAGAGUGAAAGGCUUCUGCCAAGGAGCCCACCCAAGGAGGCUUGUGAUGGUGGGGAAAAUGGGGAGGCAAUGGCAGAGGCGGGUGUCCGUCUGAAAGGAACUUGUAUAGAGGAGCUUGAGGGCUAUGGUUUCCCUGCUGUUCUGGAUGUGCCAGCAGCAAAUUCUCUGUCUAAUGGUUGUGAUUCCUAUGGAAUGCUGAACCCAGUUAUUGCUUGUAUUCCAAAGACUUUACCCUCCAAGGAAGAUUCAGUCACAGAGGAGAAGGAGAUUGAGGAAAGUAAAUCAGAAUGCUAUGUGAAUGUUUAUGAGCAGAGAGGAAAUGAGGCCUCAGAGGGGAAUGGGCUUGUCUUAAGCAGCACUAGUGACCAAAUGAAAAAAAACUAUGUUCGUAAUCUCUGUAGUCAGGUCCCAUCUGUUCCGGGGCAAUUGUCCCCUCAAGUAGUAGCUAACGUGCCGCCUAUCAGUGUUCCCUUUGGUGGUGCCAGGCCGAAGCAACCAGCCAUUCUCAAGCUGCAGAUUCCAAAGCCAUUGUCAGAACAUUUACAAAAUGAUCACCCUCCUCACAGCGGCCCUAAUGCUAAAAACAAAAAUGAUAUAUUUGGGAAAGCAAAGUUAGGGGAGAACUCAACAGUAGCUCUGUUCCCUAAUGAGACACUUCAUUCCUCUAUUGCUGAUGCAAAUGGUGACCUUGGAGAAGAUUACGAGGCUGUGGUCUCUAGUAGUCCGUGCCUUGCAGUAGCCUCAGAUAGUCCUGAUAAUGACCUCAGAGCUGGUCAGUUUGGCGUUCCUACCAGAAAGCCAUUUACCACGCUGGGUGAAGUGGCUCCUGUGUGGGUCCCGGAUUCUCAGGCUCCAAACUGCAUGAAAUGCGAAGCCAGGUUUACCUUCACCAAGAGGAGGCAUCAUUGCAGAGCAUGUGGGAAGGUUUUCUGUGCUGCAUGUUGUAGCCUGAAGUGCAAGUUGCUGUAUAUGGAGAGAAAGGAAGCCCGAGUGUGUGUGAUCUGCCAUUCCGUGCUCAUGAAUGCUCAAGCCUGGGAGAACAUGAUGAGUGCCUCAAGCCAGAGCCCUAACCCUAACAAUCCUGCAGAGUACUGUUCUACUAUCCCUCCCUUGCAGCAAGCUCAGGCCUCAGGAGCACUGAGCUCUCCACCUCCCACUGUGAUGGUGCCUGUGGGAGUUUUAAAGCACCCCGGAGCAGAAGUGGCUCAGCCCCGAGAGCAAAGGCGAGUGUGGUUUGCUGAUGGGAUCUUGCCUAAUGGGGAAGUUGCUGAUGCAGCCAAAUUAACAGUGAGUGGUCCUUCCUCCACGGGAGCCUUGGCUGUGUCCCAUGACCCAGCCCAGCCAGUGAGCAGCAGUCCACUGCCAGCAGAGAUGGAUAUUUCUGCAUUCUCUGGGAGUAUAACUCAGGUGGGAAGUCCUGUUGGAAGUGCAAUGAACCUAAUUCCAGAAGAUGGCCUCCCUCCCAUCCUCAUUUCCACUGGGGUCAAAGGAGAUUAUGCUGUGGAAGAACGCCCUUCUCAGAUCUCUGUAAUGCAGCAGCUGGAAGAUGGUGGCCCUGACCCGCUGGUGUUUGUUUUAAAUGCAAAUUUGCUGUCAAUGGUCAAAAUUGUUAAUUAUGUGAACAGAAAGUGCUGGUGUUUCACAACGAAGGGCAUGCAUGCGGUGGGGCAGUCGGAGGUUGUGAUCCUUCUUCAGUGUUUGCCGGAUGAGAAGUGUCUUCCCAAGGACAUCUUCAGUCACUUCGUACAGCUCUACCGCGAUGCACUGGCAGGCAAUGUUGUCGGCUGCUUGGGACACUCCUUCUUCAGCCAAAGCUUCCUGGGCAGUAAAGAACAUGGUGGGUUCCUGUACGUUACGUCCACUUACCAGUCAUUGCAGGACCUGGUGCUCCCGACUCCACCUUACUUGUUUGGGAUUCUUAUCCAGAAGUGGGAAACUCCAUGGGCAAAAGUAUUCCCCAUCCGACUGAUGCUGAGGCUCGGCGCUGAAUACAGACUGUAUCCGUGCCCUCUGUUCAGCGUCCGCUUCCGGAAGCCUUUGUUUGGAGAGACGGGACACACCAUCAUGAAUCUCCUCGCAGACUUCCGGAAUUACCAGUACACGCUGCCCGUGGUUCAGGGCUUGGUGGUGGACAUGGAGGUGAGGAAGACGAGCAUCAAAAUUCCCAGCAACAGGUACAAUGAGAUGAUGAAGGUCAUGAACAAGUCCAAUGAACAUGUGCUGGCAGGAGGGGCCUGCUUCAAUGAGAAGGCCGACUCCCACCUCGUGUGUGUCCAGAACGACGAUGGCAACUACCAGACUCAGGCGAUCAGCAUUCACAACCAGCCGAGAAAGGUCACUGGUGCCGGCUUCUUCGUGUUCAGCGGAGCUCUGAAGGCCUCCUCCGGAUACCUCGCCAAGUCCAGCAUCGUAGAAGAUGGAGUAAUGGUCCAGAUCACUGCCGAAAAUAUGGACUCCUUGAGGCAAUCAUUGCGGGAGAUGAAGGACUUCACCAUCACCUGUGGGAAAAUGGAUGCAGAGGACCCUCAGGAACACAUCCACAUUCAGUGGGUGGAUGAUGACAAAAACUUCAACAAAGGUGUGGUCAGUCCUAUCGAUGGUAAAUCAAUGGAGUCUGUAACGAGUGUGAAGAUAUUCCAUGGCUCGGAGUAUAAAGCAAAUGGAAAAGUCAUUAGAUGGACAGAGGUGUUUUUCCUGGAAAACGAAGACCAGCACAAUGGCCUGAGCGACCCUGCAGAUCACAGCCGGCUGACGGAGCACGUGGCCAAAGCCUUCUGCCUCGCCCUCUGCCCCCACCUGAAGCUACUCAAGGAGGAUGGAAUGACCCGGCUGGGGCUGCGAGUGGCCCUCGACUCCGAGCAGGGCGGAGGGUCCGUCACCGCCACUCAGUGGCCCAACGGCACCGGGGCAGCUCCGGGCUCUCGGGGCGUGAAGCGCGGUGGGUAG
Messenger RNA from Gracilinanus agilis (Agile Gracile Mouse Opossum), 4481 nucleotides. RefSeq names its product zinc finger FYVE-type containing 9 (gene ZFYVE9). The record is from RefSeq and is a predicted model, not a curated record. Gene Ontology annotation, biological process: endosomal transport. The transcript has 20 exons. Gene Ontology annotation, molecular function: metal ion binding. Lineage: Eukaryota; Metazoa; Chordata; Mammalia; Didelphimorphia; Didelphidae. Gene Ontology annotation, cellular component: early endosome membrane. The coding region runs from base 291 to 4481 and encodes 1396 amino acids.